Molecule: messenger RNA, 2219 nt
Organism: Leptopilina heterotoma
Lineage: Eukaryota; Metazoa; Arthropoda; Insecta; Hymenoptera; Figitidae
Exons: 7
Coding region: 320-2140 (606 amino acids)
Source: RefSeq, a predicted model, not a curated record
AACAUUCGAUAGUGACGUAUUCGAUAAAUAUCCAAGAGGGCCGGGUUUGUUUACGUGUAAAAAUAUGUUAAAUUCAGAAAAAUAUUUUCCUCAUUAACAAUAAUGAAGUAAAAAAUGAAAAACUAUCAAUUACAGUCAUGAAUGUAAUGAGGUAGUAUAAUGUGUAAACGUUGUCUUUAUCGAUUAAUAGACACCUCUAACAAAAUACAUUGACGAAGAGAGGUUAUGUCCCAUGACAUAUGCAUAUAAACAUAUACUUUCUUCUAAUUAAAACAUUAUCUUUUAUUGAUAAAAAAUAAUUAUACAGAACAAUAGAAAAAUGAGGCCAGGAGGAAUGUUUGAUAUUUACGAGUUUGGAAAACGAAUUCGCCGAUUACUCGACGGCAAUUACUCGUAUCGAAAAAUUUUAGUGCUCUUAAUUAUUUUUGGAGCAAUUCUCCUCUAUCUUGGACCACCUUUUGCUCAAUGGCUUUUUUCAAGUAAUGGCAAACCCAUUGAAGCUUUUGAAGAUCAUUGUAUGAACGAAAGACUAGCUGGCUUUCAUGUCGAUAUUAUGGAUUACAAUGCAAAUGUUCUUCACGAUCCUCCGAAAGAAACGGAUCAUCAUUAUUUACCUUAUAUUGGAAAUGGUUUUAUUGGUGUUCCCAUUCUGCCGGAGGCAUGGUUUUACAUAAAGCACAAAAGAACGUUAUCUUUACCUGUUUAUUGGCAACCAUUAAUAACUGCUAUUUUACCAGAAAGUAGCUCUUAUCGAGAAGCUACUGUCACACAUUAUACCUCGGGUAUCGUUUAUAAAUAUCAGUGCCUUAGAGAUGGUUAUUAUAUAGUCUCCCAAUACUAUGCUCAUAGAAGUUUCGAUGGUAUCCUCGUUCAGGAUGUCAAAGUUGUUAAUCCCUCAGCAUUGUCACAGGAAGUUUUUCUAAAAUCUCAAACAUCAACACACUGGCCUGAUACUCAGAUUGAACCUAUUAAAAUUAUCUUGGAUGGAACAAUUUUUGAAUUCAAUUUGAUUUCGGGACAUGUGUCAUUACCCGAGACAAAUAAAAUUAUUGCUAUAUCAAUUGUUUAUAAAACACCGCCGAAGGUUAUUCAAGUGAAAGCGAGGGGUUCUUCGAGUUUUGAAUAUCUCACUAGUAUUAAGUUCAGUGAAGCUGUAAAUCCAGAACAAUAUCACGUUGAACGUGACAUAAUUCAGAAAAAGGCGAUAGAAGCAAUGAAAAAAGCUUUAAUACGACAAGCACGUGGAUUGAAGACCGAACACACUAAUCACUGGCAAAGUUACUGGUACACUGGCUUCAGAAUAAGUGAAUCAAAAGCAAAGGGCGCAAUCAAUGGUCAUAAAAUUAAUUCCACAUUGUACUAUGUCUUGUCGCAAGUGCCAAGAAGUAUUCCAGAUGUCGAGAAAGUAGUGUCAAAUAGUGAAGGUUGUUACAAAGGUCAUCACACAUUAAAUGCGCCGAAAUUGUGGGAAGACACUUCUUCGAUCGACCAGGUAAACGAUGUUGUUCAAGCAUGGCUAAUAACAUUAGAAAAACAAGGUUGUCAUCGUCUUACAACCGGAAGUCCCUCCGCCGUUCAACAAGCAAUCGUCCUUAGUUUAGGCAGCUUACGAUUUACCAAUCAACAUUUGGAAUUCAAUAUGGAACCUCAAUAUCUUCACCGCGACUAUUUAUUCAGGAGAAUAAGUUAUGGAAACAUUACACAUUUGAAUAUAUCGGUGUCUGUCAAUGAAGAUAAUCGAGCAAUUUUGGGAGUGACAAUAGAUCGCGGUGAUAGCGGUUUUUACGCGUGCGACGCUGGUUGUUUAGAUGAUCCAAUUUCCCUUAGUCAAACCUACACGAAUUUUCCAGUUAAAUUAACGCAACCGUUUACAUCUGUUCUUUAUAUUACAUCAGAUUAUCAACAUAUUCUCGAUCUCCGAAAGACUCUGCAUGUUCACACUAUUGAUGAAGCACCAGCUCAUGAUCAUCACGUAAUUGCGUUACACAAGCACGGACAUCAACUUGGAGGUUUACCAACAUUCUUUUGGGUAACUAUAGGCUUUUUAAUAGUCGUCUUUCAUCUCUUUCUCUGUAAGUUAAUGAUCACUGAAUAUCGGGGACAUCAAGAUCGACAAAAAGUCCGCUAUAAUAAACCAUAAUUCAGUAAACUAUGUAAAUAUUCAUUUCACUAAGAUGUACAUAUAUAUUUUUACGAAAAGAAAAAAAAUGGAGAACCAA